AUCUCCCUGAUAAACCGACCCAUGAGACUUUUAAUAAUUUUUCCAGAUUCUACGGCGUACAAGAUAUAGAAUCAAUCUGUGACUCACAAUGAAACUGAUGUUCAAUAAUUGCAUUGUGUAAUAUCGGAAUAAUACAGAUUGGAGAUACCGGUUUAUCAACGAUCGACACGAUUUGCCCGUUUUUCGAUAAAACGUUUGUUAAAUGUGUAAAUCACAGUGUGACUGGUAAGAAGGAUUCGAAUCGAUUUACGACUUACAUUAUUAAAACUGAUAUUCAAUAAUUGCAUUGUUUGAUAUCGGAACGCCUGACGAUGAGAUCAGAGAUAGCGGUCCGUCGACGACGAUUGAUUGCCCGUUUUUUGAUAAAACGUUUGGGAACGGUCACGGUGUAAAUGGUAAGAAGGAUUCGUUCUAAUUGAUGUUACAUAGUUUACGUAACUGUGGAUAGAAUAAAAUCCGGCGAAGGCGUUACGUAAAGAAGAUAGGGAAACUUCGAUUGUGUGCACGCGCACGGAUAUAGUAGAUGCGGAUAAAAAUCGAGAUAUCAAUUAAAAUAAUUGGCGAAUCGGCGGACGUGGAAAAGGAGCCGAUAAGGGUAUUUGCAAUUGGAAAAUGCGCGAUGCUGUCACCGUUUCACAGGAUUUUCAGUAGAUCUGCAGGAUUGCUCAAAGGCUCGGUGAGACGAUUCAGCUGAUGUAUUAUUAAAUAUUUAAUCGGGAACGAACAGUGGUUGGAACGUGAGAAAGACUUUCGUGGCAGGCUUUUGUCGACGACAGGAAAGAUGCUCGGAAGUCGGCUAGUUAUGAAAUUGCGAAAGCUUAUGGCGGCUGAAGCGUGUGAAGAUUCGGCGAGUCUAGGUAAAACCAUAUCUGACGAAAGUGUCCAUUAAAACGAAUGGUCUCCUUCUGAUCGCCUUCCUGAAGGAGAGAAGACGAGAGAGAAAGAGAGGACGUUCGUCCAUUCUCUUCGCAAUAACGCAUAACAACACCCGCGCUUUUACACCGUAACAUUCGAAACGGGGACAUUAUGAUACACCGCACGAUAAGCUCUGCAUACGUACGUACAUGUUCGAAACUUCGAUCGAACCUCGCAUCCCGAUACCCGUUAACCAGUGGGAGGCCGCAGUUUUCCUAAUAACGAAUCUCUCGCGACGCGAGUCCUCCUCUCUGUCAACGAAAUUUCCUCUCGAGGUCGAGAAAGACCUUCCCACGAAUCGUUGCGCAGAUCUCGCAAUCCAAUUUCUAUUAUAAUUAAAUCGUUUGAGACACAAAAGAAACUUGGUUAUUUCUGAGCGUGGCAUUAAGAAACCGGGCGACGGAUAAAAAUGUUGAGAGGUGACCGCGUGAGGAGGUUCGUUAUCUAAUUCACGGCACGAAGUAAACGCGACGGCUAAUUCCAUGGAAUUUACAUGUCAAUCUGGAAGAGCCCGCGGCCAGCAAUUAGGCCAACGUUAAUUGGCACGAAACGCGCCUCAAAGAUUAAGGGGCUGCCUGAGAGCAAGACGAAACAAACAACAUGCAUGCAAAUGAACGAUCUGAUCGUGCGAUUUCCUCCGCUCCUAUCGAUUUCGAUCGGAAGGACUUCCCGUUUCCCGAGACGAUCUCCUCCUCUGUUUCGCUGAGCGACGUUCAGCGGUUUCAAAACUAUUGCCACACUGCUUUCUUUAUUAAAUGUAUCCCUGCGUCGAUUAUUCUCACUCUGUGCACAAAAGAAUACGAUUCCUGUUCGAAUCCCACGAGAAGUGCCGUAAUCUGAUCGAUCGGAUCGAGCGUCUUCCCGAGGAAGAAGAGGAAAGGAAAAUAGACAAAGUACAAUUAAUCGGACGGAAUCUGUGAAAGGAAUAUUCUAACCGACACACAGUUAACCGAAACCUUCGGAUGGAACAGGAUGUUGCCUCGAAAUAGCCAAAGUUUCCACUUGGUCCUUGUAACGCGAUCGUUUUCACGGUUGUAAAAGCACAGACGUUGUGCAAAGUACAUUUGAUAUUCCUGAUGAGGAAACAACGGGAGCACUGGGUCAACCGAGAUGCCGCUCCGAUUAAAUUAAUACGAAGUAAGGGUAGGGUGGCUCUGUCGGUAGAACGAAAUAAAGAGAAUUCGUGGGGGACAGAAAUCACGACCCCGCGAAUGGACGCGGAGCCGUUACGUUUUCACGGGUGUAAGAACGCGACGCGGGGAUAUUGCGUAAGAGAGGAAUCUGCAGGAGCGUGGUGGAUCCCGCCCCCUACCUCCCCGGGAUCUUCUCUUUCCCCGGUGUUCGUCUCCGCCAGGUGUGGGAGCCCCGGGAAAGAGGGGCUCUCAAGAAACUUCCCCCCCUUUUGUUUCUGGCCGAUCUCUAAACCCAUAUAUAUACCACCACCGCGUGGUCGCAUCCAUCGAGAAAGAAACUUCGCCCGUAACACCGUGGAGAACCGAAAAACUCGCACGCGAGCAGGUCCAGGUAGGUGGUGAGUGCGUUCUGUGCCAAGAUACAAAAAUCAUCCUGAGAAUAAAUGAACACCACGCGGAAGGAUACUGCGGAUUAAACCGAUCUUUCACGAAAAGAUGAUUUCGCGGUACCAAAUUUUCUGCGCACUCCUGCUGUUCAGUGCGAUUUUGCUGUACCAAGCGAUGGCGCAAGUGGACGGUUACACGCCUGGCGUGGACUACCCGAUCUACGACUCGGUGCCUUUCGGUCUCACGUUUACCUGCGGCGGCAAGUUACCUGGUUACUACGCCGAUCCUGAAGCCAGAUGUCAGGUCUGGCACUGGUGUCUGCCAAACGGGCGCAUGUUCAGCUUCCUCUGUCCAAACGGCACCGUCUUCAGCCAAUCGGCGCGCGUCUGUGAUUGGUGGUUCAAGGUGGACUGCAACGACUCGCCGCGACUGUACGGCAUCAACGACGACCUGUACAGAGACGUAAACGGGAACAAGAUCUAAUCGCUGGCCGUAACGUUUAAGCGCCCGUGUCAAGUGUACGAUCUCUUCGGUAGAGACGAGAUUAACUAUCUUUUUAAUAGAACCGUGAUCAAGUCCAACGAGUCGUGAGUUCCUAGCUUGCCGGCGGUGAAACGCGAAAGAGACAGAGCGCCAUGGUAUUCUCGGACGCUGAACAAACGAAAGGCCGCGAGCCCAGCGGCCGAACACACCCCCGCCGAGACACCCCGUUCCCAUAGAAUCCGUUCAAAUUCUACCGCACAUCCCGAGUAAACGAUCCUAGCUGUUAUAGACACUUGAAUAAAGUAUCAGAUGCAUUAAAUCUC
Ceratina calcarata is the source of this 3241-nucleotide messenger RNA. RefSeq lists its product as uncharacterized. The record is from RefSeq and is a predicted model, not a curated record. Gene Ontology annotation, cellular component: extracellular region. Lineage: Eukaryota; Metazoa; Arthropoda; Insecta; Hymenoptera; Apidae. Gene Ontology annotation, molecular function: chitin binding. The coding region runs from base 2544 to 2918 and encodes 124 amino acids. The transcript is spliced from 5 exons.